This is a messenger RNA of Trichechus manatus latirostris (Florida manatee), 2776 nucleotides long. It is a transcript of the gene CSNK2A1, whose product is annotated as casein kinase 2 alpha 1. The record is from RefSeq and is a predicted model, not a curated record. NCBI's taxonomy places the organism in Eukaryota, Metazoa, Chordata, Mammalia, Sirenia, Trichechidae. The transcript is spliced from 14 exons. Gene Ontology annotation, biological process: peptidyl-threonine phosphorylation; regulation of cell cycle; peptidyl-serine phosphorylation. Gene Ontology annotation, molecular function: protein serine/threonine kinase activity; ATP binding. Bases 360 to 1535 code for a protein of 391 amino acids. Gene Ontology annotation, cellular component: cytosol; nucleus; protein kinase CK2 complex.
AUGCUUCACUCCAUUUGCUUUAUCUUUUGUGUGUGUGCUUUCAGGCACAGUCUAUGUAUAUGCACAUGCACACACGGCGGCACACAAUUUUUUGUUAGCCACUUGAGGGCCAUCUUAUAAAAAGCAUCUAAACUUAACCACAAGCUACUUCAUAGAAUAUGAUUAGGUCCAGUAUCAGUUUAUUUCUUGAAAUUUUUUUUCCAUGUCACAUGUGGUUGACACAGUUGAGAUAUAUUCUUUCGUUAACAGUUGAAGAAACACAGUCUGAAACAAGGUCUUAGACUCCCAGCUGCCUCUAAAGUCAGUGACUGCUGGAUCUCCAAACAUCAAGUCCAGCUUUGUUCGCCAACCUGUCUGACAUGUCGGGACCCGUGCCAAGCAGGGCCAGAGUUUACACAGAUGUUAAUACGCACAGACCCCGGGAAUACUGGGAUUAUGAGUCACAUGUGGUGGAAUGGGGAAACCAAGAUGACUACCAGCUGGUUCGAAAAUUAGGCCGGGGUAAAUACAGUGAAGUAUUUGAAGCCAUCAACAUCACAAAUAAUGAAAAAGUCGUUGUUAAAAUUCUCAAGCCAGUAAAGAAGAAGAAAAUCAAGCGUGAAAUAAAGAUUUUGGAAAAUUUGCGAGGCGGUCCCAACAUCAUCACGCUGGCAGACAUUGUAAAAGACCCUGUGUCAAGAACACCUGCCUUGGUUUUUGAACAUGUAAACAACACAGACUUUAAGCAAUUGUACCAGACGUUAACAGACUAUGAUAUUCGAUUUUACAUGUAUGAGAUUCUGAAGGCCCUGGAUUAUUGUCACAGCAUGGGAAUUAUGCACAGAGAUGUGAAGCCCCAUAAUGUCAUGAUUGACCAUGAGCACAGAAAGCUACGACUGAUAGAUUGGGGUUUGGCUGAGUUUUACCAUCCUGGCCAAGAAUAUAAUGUCCGAGUUGCUUCCCGAUAUUUCAAAGGUCCUGAGCUGCUUGUAGACUAUCAGAUGUAUGAUUAUAGUUUGGAUAUGUGGAGUUUGGGUUGUAUGCUGGCAAGUAUGAUCUUCCGGAAGGAGCCAUUUUUCCAUGGACAUGACAAUUAUGACCAGUUGGUGAGGAUAGCCAAGGUUCUGGGGACAGAAGAUUUAUAUGACUAUAUUGACAAAUACAACAUCGAAUUAGAUCCACGUUUCAAUGAUAUCUUGGGCAGACACUCACGUAAGCGAUGGGAACGCUUUGUCCACAGUGAAAACCAGCACCUUGUCAGCCCUGAGGCCUUGGAUUUCCUGGACAAGCUACUGCGAUAUGACCACCAGUCGCGACUCACCGCAAGAGAGGCCAUGGAGCACCCCUAUUUCUACACCGUUGUGAAGGACCAGGCUCGGAUGGGUUCAUCUAGCAUGGGAGGGGGCAGUACGCCUGUCAGCAGCGCCAACAUGAUGUCAGGGAUUUCUUCAGUGCCAACCCCUUCACCCCUUGGACCUCUGGCAGGAUCACCAGUGAUUGCUGCUGCCAACCCCCUUGGGAUGCCUGUUCCAGCAGCUGCUGGCGCUCAGCAGUAAUGGCCCCUUCUGUCUCCUGAUAACCUGAGCAGAGGUGGGGGAGUCCACCCCUCCCCUUGAUGCAGCUUGCGCCUGGCAGGGAGGGGUGAAACACUUCAGAAGCACCGUGUCUGAACCGUUGCUUGUGGAUUUAUAGUAGUUCAGUCAUAAAAAAAAAAAAUUAUAAUAGGCUGAUUUUUUUUUUUUUUUUUUUUUUUAACUCGAACUUUCAUAACUCAGGGGAUUCCCUGAAAAAUUACCUGCAGGUGGAAUAUUUCAUGGACAAAUUUUUUUCUCCCCUUCCAAAUUGAGUUCCUCAUCACUAAAGAACAAAGAUGAACCAGCCUCAAUCCCAGCUGCUGCAUUUGGGGGGAGAUUUCUUUCCAUUCCCCCUAUUGCUCCCCCACCAGCCCACACUUUGGGGGUUUGUAUCUUGUGCUCUUCUCCAGAGAUUACCAAAAUGUAGCUUCUCGAAGGAGGCAAGAAGGAAGGAAACGAGGAAGAGAGGACCCAAGCUAUAAGAGCACUGUACUGCUAGUCACUUAUAUCGCUUUACUCCUGAAGUGCUUCAGUGGGGUUAGCCUGGUGAAUCUAGUGGAAACAUGUCUUAGUUACAUUAAGAUGUUGAAAAUCUAGCCAGAGUACAGACAGAUCCUAAAAACUUCUGUUCUUUAUGAAUCAUGUCUUAUUUCCCUACGUCUAAAUCCAGCUCACUUAUAAUUUUAGUUUCAAAGUUUAGUUUAAAAUUUUAAUAUCUUCCAGGCUCUUGGCCCUCUUGCCUUUCAUCUCCCAACACACUGUGCUCUAUAGCUGGUAGGAGAGAAGGCAAAAUCUUCUUCAGUUUUCUUUGACUUGGCCAUUUUAAAUUCACUUAGUUACCAGGCAUAACUCUUUGCUUUUUACAGAAGAAACAUACUGUCUAUGUAAGUUUCAUGCUAGCAAGUCUUUAAGAGGUAGAGGGAGAUGUGGCCACACUGAGUUUCAUUUUAAGCUUCUACCUUCUUUUCCUCCUACCUUCCCCUUCCCUCACAUGCCAUCCAGUGAGAAGACUUGUAAAUUGUGACCUGAGAGGCAGGAGCAGAGCCACUAUCUCCAUUGAAGCUGAAAUGGUAGACUUGUAAUUGUGGGAAAACUAAACUCUAUCUUGUUGCAGCCCUGCCACCCCUUGCUGUGUGUAUAUAUAUAAUACUUUGUCCUCCAUAUGUGAAAGAUCCAGUGUUGGAAUUCUUUGGUGUAAAUAAACGUUUGGUUUUAUUUAUCAA